Messenger RNA from Aedes albopictus (Asian tiger mosquito), 2274 nucleotides. RefSeq names its product MAM and LDL-receptor class A domain-containing protein 1-like. Lineage: Eukaryota; Metazoa; Arthropoda; Insecta; Diptera; Culicidae. The transcript is spliced from 4 exons. Gene Ontology annotation, cellular component: membrane. The record is from RefSeq and is a predicted model, not a curated record. The coding region runs from base 190 to 2235 and encodes 681 amino acids.
CGCUCCGGCUGUGAGAGUCGUCUUAUCAGUUCCUUCCCUCUACUUCCCUGUUUCUUUCGGAAGGACAGACAGAAGCACGAUAAACCCCAUACUUGCUUGUUUCUACCCUCUGCUCAUUAAUGUUUCCCGUUCAAUCUCGGGUUCAGUUUCCUUCCGAUUUUCGUGUUGAUCAGUCAACUUAUUGUUCAAAUGUUCUCUCACUUAUCAGAGGUUUCGAUCUUGGCGGUGGUGGCGCUAUGGCUGGCGCUGGAAGUUUCCUACGUGACCGGCCAAGUCCAGUAUCGGCUGACUCCGUUAAGAACGGGUGGCUGGCCGAUGAAGCAACCUCAACUGAAGAGCGGUCCCGAAUGUCCGACGCCAUACUUCCGUAAUGGAGUGGCCAAACCUCGCCAAAGGAACAAGAUGAUUCGGUUCACGUGUGCCAGUGGGUUCACUCUGGUGGGGAAUAUGUACUCCAUGUGCGAAAAGGGCCGUUGGGAUACUCCCAUUCCGAUCUGUAUCAGGUCAGGAUGUCCAGAUUUGACGCUCGUAGAUAACGGUCAGAUUUCCUAUGAGUACGGACAAGCGGCAGCAAUGUUGUUCUGUAGCAGUGGCUUUCAAGUGGCGGGCCCUUCUAAGGCUUAUUGCAACGGUACUCACUGGGAUCGACCGUUGGGAAACUGCCGUGAGACCGGAAUUGGAGCGGAAACCAGUUGCGACUUUGAGGCGCCGGAUUUGUGCGGUUGGAUGAAUGAGGCCACUCACGACUUCGAUUGGAAGAGGAGUGAUGGCAUUGUGCAUCCAAAAGCGUUGAAGACCGGGCCGAAGUUCGAUCACACGACUGGGACUUCGUUGGCCGGUCAUUUCAUGAUGGUUGAUUCUGUGGAACAGUUUACCAACGAAACGGCGCGUUUGCUGUCCCCGAUGUACCCUGCAAAUUACAGCCAGAGUGCAUGUUUUUCUUUCUUUUACCACAUGUACGGAGAUGGCGUUGGAACGCUUUCCGUGUACGUGAGACCCGCCUCGCAACAACUGGAUAGUUUCAGUGUAAAGGACGCCAUUUUCUCCUUGAAGGGUAACCAACGUAACGUGUGGAACGAGGGCUACUUUGAUUUAAAGCCACUUUCAGAGGAAUUCCAGAUAGUUAUAGAAGCUUCAUUAGGCUUGAAGGCCAAGAGUGACAUAGCUAUUGAUGACGUGAGCUUGUUAAAUGGUGAAGACUGCCGCCCAAAGAGUGACAGUGAAGAUGACGAGGUCAUCACUCCUGAAGUGAUUCCUCCGGAUGUAUCAAGUGAUGACAAUAUAUUCAAGCUUGGAUCGUGUGAAAACCGUUGUGGUGUGAAUGUUUCGUCCGUAGUAACAAUUCCUGAUACAAGUGUGAAUUUUGUGCAGUGUGAUUGCUUCGAAGGCUGUGUUGAUAGCAAAACCUGCUGCCCGGACUAUGCAGAACGUUGCGUGUUCAACGAGACAGCAUUUAGCGCUACUACGAGCACUAAAAUACCUACAUCAACAACGGAGACGACGCGCUCAACAACAACAUCAACAACGCCCAACAUAACUACAUCCACUUCUCCCAGUACAACAAAAUCUACUACCACUUCUACGAAACCUACAACAACUCCAACGAAACCAUCUACCACGUCAACUACUACUCAGCGAAGCACCACAACUUCGACGGAGCAAGCGAUUCUAUCAACAUCUACCAAGACUACAGCAAAGGUCUCGCCGUCUACUACAACAACCACCAAAAUCUAUAAUCUCAGACCAAGGACUACUACGAACAAGCCGUUCAUCGUUCCCAUGGUUCGCACACGGAGACCAACGACUACUUCGACCACACUACCGCCCUCUACAACUACUGAAGAAAUCGUCAUGAAGAUGUUUCCUCGCUUCGGUGAUGCCUCAAACGACGAGCUGUCGAUGCUGGAAUUGGGAGACUCCAAACCGAAUUUGGCGCGCGUGUUCCUAUUCUCCGGAAUUGGCGUCGUUUCGUUCGGCUGCGUCAUACUGUUGGUAGUGUUGCACAUUCGGCGCAAUUCGGGUGCCAACGUGCUGAACCGCUUGAAGCAGAAAUCGAAGAAGAAUAACUUCGGAAGCAACGAGGGCUUCGAAGAUGUACGCUUCUUGGCGGCUGAUGAACAUCUAGAUUUUAGCCUUCCGGACGAUGAAACGGGGGAAGCGGGCGAAGGUGAGGAAGGUGGCGGCAACGGAAACGGUGACGCAAAACAGAAAGUCAGCAAGAAGGGGAAGAAAUAGUGAUAGCGUAAGACACAAGUGUAACUUAUUUUGAAUAAA